Molecule: messenger RNA, 948 nt
Organism: Exophiala bonariae
Lineage: Eukaryota; Fungi; Ascomycota; Eurotiomycetes; Chaetothyriales; Herpotrichiellaceae
Exons: 2
Coding region: 1-948 (315 amino acids)
Biological process (GO): monoatomic ion transport
Cellular component (GO): endoplasmic reticulum; plasma membrane
Molecular function (GO): monoatomic ion channel activity
Source: RefSeq, a predicted model, not a curated record
AUGUCAACACUCGACCGGCGCAACGACGCCACCACGGUGAACCCCUUCCGCGUCAACGACCGGGAUGUGGUGAUCCACCAAACCGUCCGCGGCGCCGACUGGUACUACGCCGUGUGUGCGAUUAUGGGUGCCACCGCCCUGACCAUCAUGGUGCUGAGCAAGCGAAAGCCUCGCACUGACCGGAUCUUCUUCUACCUCUCAUCCACACUCUGCUUUGUCGCCUGCAUCGCCUAUUUCUCCAUGGGCUCGAAUCUCGGCUGGACGCCUAUCGACGUCGACUUCCAGCGCAGCAAUCCCAAGGUUGCGGGCAGGAACCGACAGAUCUUCUAUGCUAGAUAUAUCGAUUGGGUCAUCACGACACCGCUCCUGCUCACCGACCUGCUCCUCACCGCCGGGAUGCCAUGGCCCUCGAUCCUCUGGGUAAUCGGACUCGACGAACUAAUGAUCGUGACUGGUCUUCUCGGCGCCCUAGUGCGCAGCCGCUACAAGUGGGGCUUCUACACGUUCGGAUGCGCCGCAAUGUUAUACAUCUUCUACGAACUCGGCUUUGUCGCGCGCCGCCACGCCCUCGCGCUCGGCAAAGAUGUCCACCGCGUGUACGUCAGCUGCGGCGUGCUCACGCUCGUCGUCUGGGUGCUGUACCCGAUCGCAUGGGGCUUGAGUGAGGGCGGCAAUGUCAUCGCACCCGACAGCGAGGGCAUCUUCUACGGCAUCCUCGAUGUCCUGGCCAAGCCAUGUUUCUCCGCUGCGCUCAUCUGGGGACAUUGGAAUAUCGAUCCCGCGAGGUUGGGGUUGCGGAUCCACGAGAUCGGUGAUGAGGGCCUGAGCUCUGCGGAGCGUGAGAAGCGUGAUCUGCCGAAUACCGGGCAUGAUGGUGCACCUGGUGUGCAUUCUCAUCAUCAUGCUGCUCCGUGUGCUGAGAAUGCUGCGGCUGCUCCUACAGUCUGA